Messenger RNA from Blepharisma stoltei, 738 nucleotides. The record is from the annotation of a GenBank genome assembly. Lineage: Eukaryota; Ciliophora; Heterotrichea; Heterotrichida; Blepharismidae.
AUGACAUUGUUGCUUGUAAGCUUUAUCUCCUUAUUUUUGUUGAUUUUUUCAGCAUGCCCUAAAUACAGCCUUUCUGGCUCAUGUACAGAUUCUACUUAUAGUUUAAUGACUGAUGGUAAGGUUUGUACUGCGUUUUGCUCUUCAAAAUUCACAAAAGUUUGCACUACAACAUCAGGUUCGACUGUUUGCACUGCUUGCAGUCUCCCAACUUCUCCUAUACUAUUUCAGCUAAAUUUCUGAACUGUCCAGGAUUUAACCAAAAAUUAUAUAGCAAAUGCCCUUAACCCUUCAGAGCACUUCUCGGGAGGAAGUUCUUUCAGCUCUAUUUCAAAAAGCUCUCCUCUUCCUAUUGUAGAUCGAGGAUUUUAUUUUGCUCCGCCUUCAUCUUUGGGACUUACUUCAGGAUAUUAUGCCGCUCUUUAUUUUACUUUAAAUAUAUGAAUCCGCCCUUUGGCUGCAGGACAGAUUUUUACUUUUUUUUAUAAUUCUGGCUAUUAUAUUGAAUGUAUCGUAGGCUCUAACACCUUUAUAUUAAAGGUGCUAUUAUUAGACUCGAAUGAUUCUAAUCAGACAAAGGUAACAGCUUAUAGCAACGUCUAUACCACUGUUUGGCAAACGGUUUCAUUCCAACUUGAGCAAGCAUCUUGCAACCAAGUAAAUUUAAAAUUUUAUAUGAAUUCCUCGCCAACUGUUACUAGUUUUUAUAAUUAUGAAGUGAAUUAUCCAAUAGGGUGUUAG